AUGGUACCAUUGACACUCGUAUUUUUCGUGCUGUUAGCGACGCGUAAGGAUCGAAAUUACGCUCUCGAUCUUUCCUUGCCAUCUCCGAAGGCCUCAUCGAAGUCAGCGGUGAACAGAGGAACCAUGAACGAUAUCGUCUCGAAAAACAUCACUAUGGUCCUCGAGAAUCUCCUGAUGAAUUACGAAAACAACCAGCUGCCCACCCAUGGAAAGGGGGCACCGACAGUGGUGAAAACGAACAUCUUAAUAAGAAGCAUGGGUCCUGUGUCCGAACUCGAUAUGGAUUAUUCAAUGGACUGUUACUUCCGGCAGUCGUGGAGGGAUUCUCGUUUGAGCUUCCUGGGACCAAUAAAAUCGCUCAGUUUGAGCAUCAAGAUGCUGGAAAGAAUAUGGAGACCUGAUACAUAUAUUUAUAAUGGAAAACACAGUUACGUGCAUACCAUCACUGUGCCCAACAAAUUGUUGAGAAUUUCGCAGGACGGAGAUAUCCUUUAUUCCAUGAGGCUCACUAUAAAAGCAAAGUGUCCAAUGGAGUUAAGGAAUUUUCCUAUGGACCGACAGUCUUGUCCACUUAUUCUUGGAAGUUAUGCAUACACUUCUGGUCAACUAGUCUACGAGUGGCAGGAAGGGUCCUCCGUGAAUUUCGUCCCUGGAAUGGCCCUCUCGCAAUUCGAUCUAAUGGGUUCACCGUAUCGGAAUUUAACUUAUUUUCGUCGAGAGGGUGAAUUCUCGGUUCUCCAAGUUUCCUUCAACUUACAACGGAACACUGGUUACUUCCUUAUCCAAGUUUACGUGCCCUGUGUCUUAAUAGUGGUGCUCAGUUGGGUGUCUUUUUGGAUUCAUCGCGAGGCUACCAGCGAUCGAGUCGGUUUAGGUAUCACUACAGUUUUGACACUGUCAACUAUUAGCCUUGAUUCGAGAACCGAUUUACCGAAAGUCAGGUACGCCACAGCCCUUGAUUGGUUUUUGUUAAUGAGUUUUGGAUACUGCAUCGCUACCCUCUUAGAGUUUGCUGGUGUCCAUUACUUUACAAAGGUCGGUAGCGGAGAAAUUCCUUUGGAUGAAGACGAAUGGGAGGACCAAAGCGAAGCCAAUUAUCAAGACGCAUUCUGCAAUAUUGUGUCCUGUAGCCCGCAAACUGUCCAUCCAGAGACUAUAAUCGAUGUUCCUCGAAGAAGGAGCUCUUUAUUAUGCGAUGUUUACGACGUGAACGAAUCAGUCGCAUAUGGAAGAGGAUCAAUGUCAGUUUCCGUUACGUCAAAACCGUCCACAAUGGAAAGACAGACACAGACGGAAGUGUGGAUACCAAAAUGGCGGCAGUUUCUUUAUUGUCUCGCUGGCGACGAGGCAUUCAGGAGACGUAGACAGAGGGAAGCUGCUGGAAAUUGCAAAAAACGGGGUGAAAAAAUUGCCAGGCAUAUAAAUAGUGUCUCCCAAAUCGACAAAGUAGCGAGGAUAGUAUUUCCAGCGUCUUUCGGACUGCUGAAUGUUUGUUAUUGGGUGAUUUAUGUCUCGUAUCAAGAAGAAUUCAAGUGGCAGGAUCCACCGAUCGGCUCGAUUUCACAAUAA
This is a messenger RNA of Dufourea novaeangliae, 1569 nucleotides long. RefSeq names its product gamma-aminobutyric acid receptor alpha-like. The transcript has 11 exons. Lineage: Eukaryota; Metazoa; Arthropoda; Insecta; Hymenoptera; Halictidae. The record is from RefSeq and is a predicted model, not a curated record. Gene Ontology annotation, molecular function: GABA-A receptor activity; neurotransmitter receptor activity; extracellular ligand-gated monoatomic ion channel activity. Bases 1 to 1569 code for a protein of 522 amino acids. Gene Ontology annotation, cellular component: neuron projection; membrane; synapse. Gene Ontology annotation, biological process: signal transduction; monoatomic ion transmembrane transport; regulation of membrane potential.